GGAGAGCCAUUCAGCAGUGAGACCAACAAGCUCUGCAACCCCAGCGGCGUCUUCUUCCCUGCUUUCCGUGUCAACCGGACAAGCGAGAGGAAGGAGGUCAUGGUGGCCAUGUACAAGCUCUUCGCCUUCCUCAACGCCUCGCUGGGGAAUAUCACGCGUGACCAGGAGGAGCUCAACCCCACAGCCAAGGAGCUCCUCGACCGGCUCCACAACACCACCAAGACCACCCGGGGCCUCAUCUCCAACCUCACCUGCCUCCUCUGCAAGAACUACAACAUCUUCCAGGUGGACGUCAGCUACGGGGAGAGCUCCCAGGGAUAG
Pelecanus crispus (Dalmatian pelican) is the source of this 321-nucleotide messenger RNA. The record is from RefSeq and is a predicted model, not a curated record. NCBI's taxonomy places the organism in Eukaryota, Metazoa, Chordata, Aves, Pelecaniformes, Pelecanidae.